AUGUCUUGUGUUGAUGCUCUUUUUGAGAGGGUCAACUUAGAGAGGAGUGUAGAGUCUUCAGCAGGGGAGAAGGCGAGGACCUUCGGAGUUGGAAGAACCUGCAGAAGACAAGGAGGAAGAAGCAGUCGUCAAGCUUCAGACACCGGUGUAGUGCCUGCCGAAGGCUCUCCGAUGCUUAAGUCAGCCAUAUGUGGUCAUUUUGGCAGAAUAACAGGAAGUGGAAAUGAGAGUUUUGCACAAAGUUUCGAUGUGGGACUUUGUGCAAGUUGCUAUGGUGGUGACACGUGUCUUUGGAGAUUAGGUUCGACAGUUGAGAGCUUCGGCAGUCGGGAGCUUCGGCAGGUGCCUGCCGCUUCAAAAGAGUAUCUUCCUUUGGCAAGGAAGAAGCGCCAAAGCGAACCGCCUGCUCUGGAUAUUGUUGUGCGCAUUGACCUCUUUAUUCUUCACAGGGCCUCCGCCCAAAGUCGGCGAAAUCGAGGAAUCGGACCCGAAAUCCGACAGGUCAUCCCGGAACCCGAGUCCGAAUCUGAACACCGCGAGGACGAAGGUUCCAGAGGUGGAGGUCUACUUGUAUGGGCGAGGAAAAGGCCCGAUCGACACGUUCAGAACGAGCCUCGGGGGUUGGGACCAGAACCAGUUGGAGGUCCGAGACAUUCCCGACAAGUAGCUUCAAAUCGCUUUACUCUUUCAAUACCGGGUCGGGUCGCGGCGUUCCGAUCCGGUGUAACCCCAGGAACGGCAGGUCUAUGCUGGCUUAUAAAGAUGGAUCUACGGUUCACAUUGACGGAGAGCCCAAGGCAGGGAGUGCUGGAGAUGCGAGGAAGAGUUGAGAACAGACGUGAGGCUACUUACCAAGGAAGCUAG
Messenger RNA from Prunus armeniaca (apricot), 864 nucleotides. The record is from the annotation of a GenBank genome assembly. Lineage: Eukaryota; Viridiplantae; Streptophyta; Magnoliopsida; Rosales; Rosaceae.